AUGGAAUCACCAAAGGAGCACAUUGAAAGGAUACGAAGAGACAAGUUCUCCAUUGGGGGGAACCCAAACCCAUUGCGUGAGGACAUGUACCAAAGUGUCAAGUAUCUCUCCGCUGAGCUUUAUACCAAAGAUGUUCAUUUUCUCAUGGAGCUCAUUCAGAAUGCAGAAGAUAAUCAGUAUUUUGAGGGAGUGACUCCAUCACUUGAGUUUGUCAUAACUUCUAAGGACAUAACAGAUACUGGUGCUCCAGCCACAUUACUAGUUUUCAACAAUGAAAAGGGUUUCUCUCCUGAAAACAUUGGAUCUAUCUGCGGUGUCGGACGGUCCACAAAGAAAGGCAACAGAAGCAGCGGUUACAUAGGGGAGAAAGGAAUUGGUUUCAAGAGUGUAUUUCUGCUCACUGCUCAGCCCUAUAUAUUUAGCAGUGGAUAUCAAAUACGAUUCAAUGAGAAGCCUUGUCCACAUUGUGAUAUUGGAUAUAUAGUUCCUGAAUGGGUUGAAAAACCAACCGUACAUGACAUAAAGCAGAUAUAUGGUGCUAGUGAUGAUUCCCUUCCAACCACUACAUUUAUCUUACCUCUAAAGCCAGAUAAGGUCAAACCUGUGAAACAACAGCUAUCAAAUAUUCAUCCAGAAGUUCUGUUGUUUCUUUCAAAGAUCAGAAGCCUUUCUGUCAGAGAAGAUAAUGAGGAUCCUAACCAGAUUACUGUGAGUGCUGUAUCUAUUUCAAGUGAGAUUAACUUCUGCACUAGGAAAAACAUGAAUGCUGAGUCUUACACACUCCAUCUCUCUGCGGAGGAAAACGGUGAUUCUGAAAAGGAAUGCAGCUAUUAUAUGUGGAAACAGAAGUUUCCAGUCAGGUUGGAGAAUGUGGUGGAAAGGAGAAUGGAUGUGGAGGAAGUGGUUGUAACAUUAGCCUUCCCAAAUCAGGAGAGGCUUCAUAGAGGAAUGAGCUCACCUGGGGUCUACGCAUUUCUUCCUACAGAGAUGAUCACUAACUUCCCCUUCAUAAUUCAAGCAGAUUUUGUCCUAGCUUCAUCAAGGGAGACAAUUCUCUUGGACAAUACAUGGAACCAAGGGAUACUAGAAUGCAUUCCAUCAGCUUUUAUGGAUGCAUUUGAAACACUUGUCAUUGAAUCAUAUGAAGCUCCAGUAUCCAGUUUGCCUCCUCAGUUCAGGUUCCUUCCUAUUAAUAGUUCUCCCUUUGAGAAGUUAAAUUAUGUUAGGGACAAAAUCAAAGCUAAACUUCUUGAGAAAAAUAUUAUUCCUAUUGAGACAUACAAGGAGCAGAAGCACUUCUGCAAGCCUUGUGAAGUUGGCAGGCUACUGCCUGAAUUCUGGAAUAUUUUGUCCAGCGCUCGGGAGGAAGGAGUAUACUUGCAUAAACUCUCAUCUCUUGAUGAUGGAAGGAAAAUCUUGAGUUCUUCAUUUGAUAAAAGUGAGUAUGAUCACAUUCUCAAUUUUUUGGGGGUGCAGCAGGUCAACAUUGAUUGGUAUGCUAAGUGCAUCCAGAGUUCUAAUCUCGUGGAUGGAGUAUCAGAAACUGUUUAUCUGAAGCUUCUAUUGUUUGUUGCUACAAGCUGGUUUUCAAAGUUCAAGGGGUCAAACAUGAUUCACAUUCCAUUGAUUAAAUACAUGGGUUCUGAUGGGAAUCUGUCCCAUUUCACCCUUUCUGAGUGCAGACAGCGCUAUGGUGCCAAGCAAGUAGUCCUUGCAGAUCCAAGUCAAUCCUGUCCCUUCUCUUGGAUGAUUGACUGGAACAAGGAAUUUUCAUGUGCAGUCAACCAAUAUUUUAUGCCAGAAAUCACACAACAAGCUAUAUUGCACUUUCCCCAGAAGCAGACUUUGUUGGAAUGGCUACAAAAUGAGGUUCAUUUCACUACUUUGAAUGUAUACAGUUUUGCAGAAAUCCUUUGCAUUUCAGUUAAUAAAAGCUGCAAGCAUGCCAUUACAUAUGCUCAUUUCUUGUAUCACUCUUUUUCAAAGAAGUAUUUAACAAGUCGAGAAGUUCAUGCAUUGUGCAGUUCAAUGCCACUUGUGGACAACUAUGGAUGUGUGAUUCAAUGCAGAAAAGGAGUUCUUGUACCUGCAAAUGUAAGCAAAUGGGCUGACUUGAUUGUUUCCAAUCCAUGGAGAAAUGAAGAUUAUGUUGAGCUAGGAAAGGAGUACUUGCGUCCAUCUCAAUAUGCGCAGCAAUAUACAGGUUCCGAGGAGCUGAUAGAAUUCCUCAAAAUUCAUGUUGAUGCUUCUGAUAUACCUGAUAUUUAUCCUCCAAAUGCUGGCUUUUCUGCUGUGGAUGCACCACUUACCAAAGAAAAUGCCUUUUUACUUUUGGAUUGGAUUCGGAAUCUGAAGUAUAGGGGAGUGCAGCUACCAAAGAGGUUCUUGAAAUGCAUAAAGGAAGGAAGCUGGCUUAAAGUUACAGUCAAUGGGUGGAGUCCGCCCUCAAAAUCAUUCUUAAUUCACUCAUCAUUAGGAAAUAUUUUGCAAACCGGUUCUGCUCUUGUUGACAUUCCACUUAUUGAUGAGAGCUUCUAUGGGAACAGAAUAGAUGACUACCAAGAUGAGUUGAAAACAGUUGGGGUGAUGUUCAGUUGUGAGGAAGCAUGUAAAUUCAUUGGAAGAGAACUAAUGUCUCGGGCACGUGGGGCUUCUUUCACUUUAAGCAGGAAUCAUGUUCUUUUGAUGCUUGACUUCAUCCAAUAUCUGAAGCGAAAUUAUCUUCCUUUUGACCAAUUUAUUGACAGCAUCAGGGAGGAAAGUUGGCUAAGGACAACUCUUGGUCUCAAGUCUCCUAUAGGUUCAGUAUUGUAUGACUCAGGAUGGGAAGCUGCUUCACAAAUUAGUGAUAUCCCUUUCAUUGAUAAGGCUUAUUUUGGUGAGGAAAUAUAUAAUUUUAAAGAGGGUCUCAUGUUGCUGGGUGUGAUAGUUGGCUUCCAUGAAAACUACCAACUUGUCAUUGACCAUUUAAAAUCACCCUCAGAUUUGGCCAAUUUGAAAGCUGAGGCUGUUCUUAUGAUAAUGGAAUGCUUAAGAUUCUCACGUGCCUCUAAUAAACUUGUAAAUUCACUCAAGGGAAAGCGCUGCUUGAAGACAGACAUGGGCUUCAAAACACCGAGUGAAUGUUUCUUGUAUGAUCCUGUAUGGGGCUGCAUUUUGGAGGUGUUCAAUGAUCUUCCUGUUAUAGAUCACAAAUUCUAUGGAGAGAAUAUUUUCACUUACAAAGAUGAAUUGAAGCAAAUAGGAGUGGUGGUUGAUUUUGUGGAAGCUAUCCAAAAAUUUUCUUGUGUCUUCAAACAGAAGGUAUCACAAACUUCCUUUAAUCAACAGCAUGUUAAAUCAUUUCUCUCAUGUUGUAGGCUGCUGAAGGGAACUGAAUACAAAUUUCCUUCCAAUUUCUCAAUCAUCAUACGUAAUGAGAAGUGGUUGCAAACCAGGGUUGGUGUUUAUAGGCGUCCAAGAAAAUGCAUUUUAUAUGGUCCAGAGUGGCAAGCUAUAUCUUCAAUAACUUGUCUCCCUUUCAUAGAUGACAGUGAUAAUUGUUAUGGUAAGGGAAUACAUGAAUACAAGGAUGAGCUGAAAAGCAUUGGUGUUGUUACUGAAUUAAAAGAUGGACUGAAAUUUGUGCAUAAGUUUCUGAAUUUCCCUUCAGAUCCCUCAACCAUUACUCCUGACAGUGUGUUUUCUUUGCUGGAAUGCAUCCGUCUUCUGACCAAAAGGGGUGUUCUUCCCAUUGAAGAAGACUUCAGGAAAAGCUUAUCCAGAAAUUGGUUGAAGACACAUGCUGGUUAUAGGUCCCCAGACAAGUGUUUGUUGUUUUAUUCAAAAUGGAAUUUGUAUCUGAAGCCAAGUGAUGGGCCUUUCAUUGAUGAGAAUUUUUAUGGUCCUGAAAUUGCAUCUUACAAGAAAGAACUCAAUGCAAUAGGAGUCAUUGAUGAUGUUGAGAAAGGGUGCUUUUUGGUUGCCAAUCACCUUGAAUUUCUCACUGAUUAUGACACCAUUGUGCAAAUAUAUAGGUGCUUGAAUGAACACAACUGGAAACCUGAGGAUAAAGCUACCCAAAAGAUUUGGAUUCCAGAAAGUAAAAAGUGGGCCUAUCCUGAGGAAUGUGUCAUAUAUGACCAAGAUAAUCUUUUUAGUUCAAAAUUUUAUGUGUUGGAUGAUAUCUAUGAGAAGAAGAUUCUUUCUUUUUUCUCCUUUGCCAUGGAAGUAAGAAACAAGCCCUCACUUGAUGACUAUGUUAACCUUUGGAAUAAUUGGGAGAGUUCUGUGGAAAGAUUGUCAUAUGACAGAUGCUGCAAAUUUUGGACGUUUAUCUUGACCCAUUUGAGCACAAACACGGAGAAGAAACUCCUUGAAAGGUUGGUGAAACUUCCUGCAACAUCAGGCAACAAUGAAAUUUUUUUGUUAGACAAGAAUGGUGUCUUUAUUCCUGAUAACCUUCAUAUGAAGAAGCUAUUUGAGAAGGAGAAAGUUUUUGUCUGGUAUCCUCAAAACUUGGUGCCAUCUCUCAGAUGUAAAUUGUUUGACAUAUACCGAAAAAUUGGUGCUCAAAAUAUCUCUGAAUCACUAUGCAAGGAAGAGUCAUCCUUACUGAAUGGUGUUGAACUCAAUCAGAUUGACCCUAGUAGUAUUUGCAAUGUAAAGAAUUUGGUUAAACUUAUUCUUGGUUUUCUUGCUUGUUCUAGUCUAAAAAUGGAACCAAACAAGAGGCAUGAAGCUGUUCAAAGUCUUGUAAACCUGAAUUUCUAUGAGACAAUGGAGGAAAUGAGUGUAAGCUAUAGUUUACCACUAUCAUCAGGGAACAUCAUUACCAAAAAGGACAACAGAAUGGUAUGCUGGGAAAGGCAAAGUUCCAAGUUUUUCACGCAGAAGAUGAAGAGGUCUAGUGAAAAUGCAAGUUUAAUAAAGUAUGCUACAUAUUUCUCAGAAGCCAUAUCAGCAGGUGUUUUGUGUGAGAACCACGAUCAGGUACUUGCACUCUCUGAGCUGAUCACAUUGGCUUUUGUGCUGAAAUUCAAUGAUGAGGAAAUUGAAUUUCUUAUGGAAUCCAAGAAUUUGCAGAUUUUCUGUGAGGAUGACGAUUUCCUCAGUUCAGCAUUUCCAUCUGAAUAA
This is a messenger RNA of Abrus precatorius (Indian licorice), 5115 nucleotides long. RefSeq lists its product as uncharacterized. Lineage: Eukaryota; Viridiplantae; Streptophyta; Magnoliopsida; Fabales; Fabaceae. Bases 1 to 5115 code for a protein of 1704 amino acids. The transcript is spliced from 3 exons. The record is from RefSeq and is a predicted model, not a curated record.